AUGAGCAACUUUGGUUUCGAAACAGAAUGCCACGAAGUGGUCAAUACCUUUGCUCAAGAAGUCAAGGGUAAAACAUUCCUCAUCACAGGCCCAACCCCAGGGGGCAUUGGCGCGCAAACAGCCAUAUCCUUGGCCGCUGCCUCGCCCUCAACAAUAAUUCUGGUCGGACGAUCUGUCGAGAAGGGCCAGCCCACGGUCCACCAUAUCAAACGAGCCAACUCCUCCAUCAAUGUCAGAUUCGUAGAGGCCGAGCUCUCAUCAAUGCAGAGUGUCCGCAAGGCUGCACAAUGCAUCCUCGACGACGAUGGCAUUCCAUUCAUCAACACCAUUAUCAAUAAUGCGGGAAUCAUGGUUCCUCCGUAUUCCCAGACAAAAGACGGUUUUGAGUCGCAAUUCGCCACGAACCACCUCUCCCACUUCCUGCUCGUCAACAAGCUCAUGCCAAAGUUGCUCGCCGCCGGAAAUGCACGAGUGGUGAAUGUGUCAAGCGUGGGCAACAAGUACAGCGGCAUGAACUGGGGGGACAUUCAUUUCAGGACAACUUACACGCCACAAAGGGCGUACUCACAGUCCAAAACGGCACAAAUUCUCUUCUCGGUGUCGCUGAACAAGAAACUGGCUUCAAAGGGAGUGCGGUCAUUUGCUCUGGACCCCGGCAGUGUCGAGACUGGGUUGUCAAAGUACAUCUCUUUGGACAUUGCCGAGGACAUGGCACAAAAGAUUGCGGGCAAGAGCCUUGUAGAAGCGAGGGCUUCUCGAAGAAAGACUGUGUGCCAGGGCUGUGCUACCACGUUAGUUGCUGCGCUGGAUCCCACGCUCGGCCAUGGGGUGUAUCUGGCUGACUGUAAAAUCACAAGCGACCCUGCCUGUGUUAAUGCUUGGGCGUUGGACGAGGGGGAUGCGGAGAGGUGUUGGACGCUGAGUGAAGAAUGUGUGGGAGAGACGUUUGUGUAUUGA
Metarhizium brunneum ARSEF 3297 is the source of this 957-nucleotide messenger RNA. RefSeq names its product Retinol dehydrogenase 12 (gene RDH12). The record is from RefSeq and is a predicted model, not a curated record. NCBI's taxonomy places the organism in Eukaryota, Fungi, Ascomycota, Sordariomycetes, Hypocreales, Clavicipitaceae.